CAUAUCUCCCGGUGUCAACUUCUUUCUUGCACCUGGUGCCGCUGUUCUACUUCAUGUUAAUUACCGUGGGCUAUAAAUAGACCCUGCUGAAAACAAUUGCCUUGAUUACCCACUAAUGGCAUCGGAUCACAGCAGCGUUGAUCUCAGCAAGAACUCAGAGGGUCUGUCCCUCUCAGAGCUGGACAGAGGCUUUUAUUUAGACCAAAGCCUUUCUGUCUCAGCUCUGUCCAUGGAGACAUCAGCAGCCACCAGGCGCUUUCCUAAGGGAAUCGUGGUAGAGUUCUCAGACAGCAAUGGCUCCAUCAACAAUCUCGAAUCCUUUCCCAACUCACCCGGUGUUCUCUCACCUUCACUGGUAUCACAACAAAGCACUCCUACCCCUUAUACAUACAACCUGGAACUUCCGUUCAGGGUCCAGGGGAAAUCCUCCACACCUACCCAGGAGAUGCUCCUCAAGAAGCCAGUUCUGGCCAGCUCAUUAAACCUGUCCAGCAUGGAUCUGACCACGACCCAUCCGUCCUGGGAGGUCUCCCUCAUCAAUCCCAUCUCCGACAGCCCGAAGCUGGCACUGGAGUCCACUUCGCUUGAGUUGACCUGGAGCCCCAGAAAUCAGUCUGGGCAGCCAACAGUGGCGGAGAUUUCCUCCUUUAUGUGUUCUGGCACUCCACCAGCCACCACUCUAUCAGAUGGGCAGAAGUCUUGGAGGGAGACCCUGCCACUGGGCUCCGUGCUGGAGGAAGAGCAGGAGAGCCUGAUGUCAUGAUGCUGAGGAUGUCUACAGUGAGCUGAUUGCCUUGAACAGGAUGCAAAUGUUUUUAUGUAAAUACUAAAUAUUAACUGCUAAUAAUAAUGAAUAAAGAGAUGUACCAUGAAA
Molecule: messenger RNA, 874 nt
Organism: Sardina pilchardus (European sardine)
Lineage: Eukaryota; Metazoa; Chordata; Actinopteri; Clupeiformes; Clupeidae
Exons: 3
Coding region: 116-763 (215 amino acids)
Source: RefSeq, a predicted model, not a curated record